Messenger RNA from Schizosaccharomyces osmophilus, 1296 nucleotides. Its product is annotated as Schizosaccharomyces specific protein. The coding region runs from base 1 to 1296 and encodes 431 amino acids. The transcript has a single exon. NCBI's taxonomy places the organism in Eukaryota, Fungi, Ascomycota, Schizosaccharomycetes, Schizosaccharomycetales, Schizosaccharomycetaceae. The record is from RefSeq and is a predicted model, not a curated record.
AUGGCAUUCGCUCGUAGUAUGAGUCGUUUAAAAAACAAAAGAGAACAUGAAAAUGUCAGUAACGACUCGAGACUCUCAAGAGAAAGUGUUCGCAAUAAGCAUCCACCUAUAAGCAGAAACAAUUUGUUGGAUCCUUCUCAUUCAUCACAGCCUAUUAUCCGGCAUUCUUCAGUAAAAACAGAUCGCCCUCAUUUUCAAAGAGCUAGUACUUUAGUACCUGAACAGUCGAGCGAAAUAUUAAACGAUGCUGUGGAAGAGCCGGUGAAUGAUAACCCCCCUUUUCAUGAAACUCCAUCAGCCUUUUCCUCUCCUGCUCGAUCUGUGUCGAUUGAGUCAACUCAUACUAUCCCACCUCAAGCUAGUGGCAUCUAUGACAAUGUUGAUCCUUUUGCUCAAAGUGAAUUGGAAAGAAAUAAUUCGCCUUUUUCUCCGUUCAACCGUCAAUCGGAGUUUGCUACAACCAACACAAAUGAAUCAGAUACUCUUAAUGAACAGGGACGCUCGACUAGUCCCCCCAUCUCUUCUUAUCCAAAAAGAAUUAGUUCUCAACUUGGACCUCCCCGUCAACCCGUAUCUCAAUUAAACCGACCAGUGCCUAGUACAAGCAUGGACAGGAAUAGAUUUGUGUCUGAAGUCACUCAUCCUCCCCGGAUUUCCAACGAAAGUGAUAAAUACAAUACACGAAGUGUGUCACUUCCUUUGCAUCAAUCCGUACUUGAUAAUACGCUAUGCAGUUCCUACCCUACUGAUGAAUCUAAUCCCUUUGCCUCAGUGGAGGAGGGCACUAUUCCUUUAAGAUACAACCUUGGGGAAACUCAUUUAAGGAGAGAUUCGAGGCAUAACCUUUUAGAUUAUGGAUCUUCUUCUAGCUCAGUAAGUAGCACAUCUGGUGUUCAUAAACCGGUUGCUAGUGCAAGGUAUACUGGAAAUAUUGCCCAUCAAUCAUCUCAAUCCGAAAAUGCGAAUGAGGCUAUUACUGCCAGGGAAAAUUUAAGAAAUCGUUCAUCUGACCACCCUGGUAAUGUGGAAAAGGUCCAGCGGUUGCUAAGUCCCAAAGAAUCUGAUGUUUUGCAAACUCAAGUAAAAGAUGGUCUAUCUAGAUUUAUGGUCUUCUUUACUGUUGGUAUUAUCUUUCCUCCUUUGUGGGUAAUAGCAUCCUUUCUUCCUAUCCCAGGUAGCAGAACUUACAAAAUGCAGUGGAAACAUGUACAGUGGAGGUUUGUUAAUCGAGUUGUUUCGUGUCUUGGCAUUGCAAUUGUUUUUUUGUUCAUCGGAUUAGGGGUUACUGGAUCAUAA